CAGUAGCGUUUCUUGUCGUCAUUCAGGUUGGCUGCCAUAUUGUUUGGGAAUAUUACACUCCAAAUCGCUCUACUUCUACCUUCAGAAUCCCUAUUUUACCUUAGUCUUUUUAGUCAAUGAAUAAAAAUGUCCAAAGCAGAGCAAGUGGUUCAGCUUGAGCCGUCUACAGAGCUACGAUUCCGAGGGCCAUUUACAGAGGUGGUUACUUCGACUCUUAAGAUUACAAACCCUACUCAAAAACGUGUGUGUUUUAAAGUGAAGACAACGGCUCCAAAGAGAUACUGUGUUCGUCCAAACAGUGGAAUAAUCGAAGGGAAUGGAUUCGUGGAAGUAGCAGUAAUGCUUCAGCCAUUUGAAUAUGACCCAAAGGAGAAAGCCAAACACAAGUUCAUGGUUCAAACAAUGUUUGCUCCAGAAACAUUCACUGAUCAAGAAAGUUUGUGGAAAGAUGCAGAACCAAAUAGUUUGAUGGAUUCCAAACUAAAGUGUGUUUUUGAGAUGCCUUCAGAUGCUCCUGCCACAACACCUGUCGAAAAUAGUGAUACAUCAACAAAGGAAACUCCUCAGGCAGGUAAAACCAGUUAUGGUAAGAGUGARCCUUCAGCAAGUCCAGAACCAAGCUCAGCUAGUGGCAACCCAGUACGAUCACCAACAGUACAACAUGUCAGGAAUAGCUCAUCUCCUGAACAAUUCUCUGAUACUUUAAAGACACCACAGCCAAAAGAGGACAAGAAUGACAACGAAGAAUUAGUAAAGCUGCGACAAGAGAAUGUCCGUUUAGCGGAGGAAUCUUUAAGACUGAGAAAAAACUUGGCYAACCAGGAAACGAAAGUCCCACCUGUCCAAAUGUAUCGAGCCCCACCCAGAACAGAUAACUCAAUGGUCGUAGGRCUACCUAUUCUUUACGUAGUAUUGGCGCUUCUUCUUGGAGUUAUCGUGGGCAAGUUCAUCCUUUAGAGGUUGCUGUGAGGACUGGACUCUAGCUAAGGAUUGUUUAAUCAAAUACAAGCAAAAUUUAAAUGGUCAUUUCAUGAAGUACAAUUUUUAAAAUGAACAGAAAAAGAGAGGUUUAAAAAGCGGUGGUAGGAAUAUUCCAGAGUGUUUUUGGAUCAGUGUCAACCAUGUUAUAAUAUCAAGUAUACAGGGUUCGUGCUACUCCUUAAACUCCUUGAAAACUCCUUGAAUUUAAUUCACGUUUUUAAGGGCACUUGAAAAGCUCUUGAAUUUUAUGAUUUUAGCGAAACUCCUUGAAAACUCCUUGAAUUUUUGCUUCAAUCAUUGCUUGUAUGGUUCUGCAUUAGAUCAAGUCAGAAAGAAUGGAAAAUCUGAAAGUCGGCCAUGUGCAACCACUGUGUAAAACCUUGGCAUAAAGUUUGCUAAACAUACUCCUUGAAAAUUCAUUUUUGGGUCCUUGUAUACUCCUUGAAUAGUCCUUGAAUUUUAAGUGRUUACCUCAGCACGAACCCUGAGUAUAGUCUGAUUGACAAACAGUACUGUUUACACCUAUUUCAAGAAAGGUUGUCUGCGCUAACCAGGAGUUAGACAAUAGCUCGCUCCAAGACGGAAAGGAAUUGUGGGUAUGCAACUGAGCUUGAAUAAUCAACGUGUUUACUGUGGUUUAGGAUAUUCUGUGAACUCAGUGUAGCUUAAAAUUAGUUUUUUGUUUCGCCGCUGUCAAACAUAAAUAACCAGUCGGUACCUUCUCUGUACUUGAUUAGCUGCAGUAAAAAAACAAUUUCACAAUAAGCCGUUGAAAUGUCUGAUUUCGCACAAUAUCAAAAUCAGCAGUAAUGGUUCUACAACUACAAACAACACUGGAUAUCUUGACAGUAGUAUAACCUCCAUUUUAUUGACAAGGACAAUCAUAAGAAUCACCAGGAGUGUAGCCAUUGCCUUUCUCCUAUAGCUUCGACAACCUAUUUUGAAAUAGUUAUAUAUAUAUAUCAAGACGUCUGGGAGCCAUAGGAGACCGCUUCAGUCUCAACCAACUUAUUAUUAACAAAUUAUUUUGCAGAGUUUAAAAUGAAUGUAUUGGUAAACUUGAUGAAAAUAAGAUGAAUUUCCUGUGAGUGGGAAGCUUGAUAUAGAUAUGUAUAUAUACACCACAGUCUAAAUAUGGCGUUUGGACAGGUGAAAACGAGGCAUCCAAGGCCAAAUUUACAGUAUUUUAUGAUUUGAAGCGUGGAAAUUGUUGUUUUGCUGAAUGUAAGUAGGAAAGAAAGAGAGAAAGCGUAUUAUUUCUUUGCGUUUGGCCCGGGAUGCAUCGUUUUCAUGUAACUCACUUGGCCGUGCGCCAUUUUGGAUUUGGAGGUGUAUGUUUCUAUGAUAAAACGCAAGUCCUGCAUGUUCCCGCUCCUGCCUUGUCCAAUCACCGGACRAGAAGCAAUCGUUUUGUAUAGACCUUUUCUGAAAUAGCGAACAUGGUGCAUUAUGGUCUAGUUUCAAUACGAACUGCUUUUCAUCAUGCCUUAUAUGGUGUUGUUUGUACCGAACCUAGACCACAAUGCAUUCUGGUUAUCGAACUCUUAAAAGAACUAUAGGAAGAGUGCAUGUUGCAUGUUGCAAAUCGAAAUCCGAAAUGCACUAUGGGCGAUUUGAAUGCAAACAGCAAUAGCUUAUAACACUAUGGAGUUUUUCAAAACUUUGUCUGCACGCUUUUCUGGCAUAUUUUUCGUGGUGACAUUAAUGGGCCUUUCAUACGAAAGUACAAGACUAUCAUGGAUGUGAGGCAAACAUGGAAAUAAAUGCCAUAUUCCAUAGAAAAAGAGUGAUUUCUUUUGUGAUUUCUUGUUAGCCUCGCAUCCCUGAUACCAUUGAGAAGGGUCCACUAGAAAUGUGUGCAAAACAUUUAAAGCUUGGUAAACAUCGUGCAACAUGCAACACAAUUUUCACCAACACUGUUUCAAAUAGAUGUAUCUUAUUUGACUAAAUGGCGCUAAAUCUGCCCUGCCCUAUAAUGAUACAUCGGCUAGCCCACUCAUAGGAAACCUAUCCUCGUGUUUAAAUCAUCCAUACAGACUGCAAAGAAACUGACUGUUUUAGUUGAUGUUAAAAGUAGCUCUCUAGGCAUGUAACUCUUGCAUUCCAAACAUUCUAAAUUAGYUUAAACAACGAUUAAUAAAUUGAAAUGUUGUAAAUUUAAAUAAACUUCCGGUAAUGACAUUUAAGUGUAAKGUUUUCCCAUUUCAAACAACGAGUCAUUCUCAAGAAUAAGAUUCUACGUUGCAGUUAUAUCCAUAUGUCUUCUUAUUUGCAACCGUUAAACAAGGAAAUGAUACUCUAGGGAAUGACACGUGGUCUGGAAUGGGAAAACAUUACGCCCAAGAUAAAAGUGUCCAGUAUUAAGAGAGUCUUGAUGCAUGGGUUA
This is a messenger RNA of Actinia tenebrosa (Australian red waratah sea anemone), 3367 nucleotides long. Its product is annotated as vesicle-associated membrane protein-associated protein A. The record is from RefSeq and is a predicted model, not a curated record. Gene Ontology annotation, cellular component: plasma membrane; endoplasmic reticulum membrane. NCBI's taxonomy places the organism in Eukaryota, Metazoa, Cnidaria, Anthozoa, Actiniaria, Actiniidae. Gene Ontology annotation, molecular function: FFAT motif binding. Gene Ontology annotation, biological process: endoplasmic reticulum membrane organization.